Eriocheir sinensis (Chinese mitten crab) is the source of this 2131-nucleotide messenger RNA. RefSeq names its product carbohydrate sulfotransferase 1-like. NCBI's taxonomy places the organism in Eukaryota, Metazoa, Arthropoda, Malacostraca, Decapoda, Varunidae. The coding region runs from base 548 to 1693 and encodes 381 amino acids. Gene Ontology annotation, molecular function: N-acetylglucosamine 6-O-sulfotransferase activity. The transcript has 7 exons. Gene Ontology annotation, biological process: N-acetylglucosamine metabolic process; sulfur compound metabolic process. The record is from RefSeq and is a predicted model, not a curated record.
GUCGCUUGGUGGUGGUGGUCGCUGAAGGUCGUGGCGGCGGCGGUGGUGGAGGCGGCGGCGGCACUGUGACUCUGACCCGCCUCUCUCUCUCUGGCACUCUCUCUCUCUCUCUCUCUCUCUCUCUCUCUCUCUCUCUCUCUCUCUCUCUCUCUCUCUCUCUCUCUCUAACGCCGCCGCACGCUCGCUCACUAACAGAGAAGACGAACUCAAAUACUAACAGUUAACACGCCCGAUAUAAUACUGAAAACACACAUACACACACACACACACACACACAUACGCACGCACGCAAGGCACCGAGGCGUGAGUGUGUGGGUGUGUGUGCGUGUGUGUGUUUGUGUCCCACGCGGUCCGGCCUGCCUGCUGCUAACAUGUGAGACCCGAGCCGCGCCUGCCACGCCCUUCUAUACACCUGUGCCGAGUGAGUGCACGGUGAAGCAGAAGAAACAGAAUAGGCGUCCCCUAGAACAAGAAACAGCAGGAGAGUCUGUCGCCGCUGGGGAUGCGGCUCGGCGGGCGGCGCCACCCCCACACGUGCUGACGGGUCAUGGCUCGCCGGCGCUGGCUGAUGGUGGGGCUCGGCCUGGUGCUGGGCGGCUACCUGGCCCUCGCCGCCCUCACUCUCCUGGCUGCCCUGCCUCAGCAACCCAGAGGAGAGGGCGAGGGCAGCGGCGGGGAGGCGCGCUACACGCUGCCGUCCCUGGAGGAGGUGAUCCAGUCCGUGCGUGACCUGGACGUCCAGCGGGUCCUCAGGAUGUACAGCGAGCAGCACCAGCAGGUCCCGGCCUCCACGCCUCCUGUACGAGUGGUGGUCUCCUCCACGUGGCGCAGCGGCUCCACCCUGCUGGGGGAAGUGUUGGCGGCGCACCCCGGGGCAUACUACCACUACGAACCUCUCAUGCCCUACGGCCUCCAACAACUGGGGCCCUCUUCGAGCUUGCAGGGCGAGGCUGAGAGGUUGCUGCGUGGGCUGCUGCGGUGCGACUACCAGCUGGCGGACGACUACCUCAAAUUCGCCUUCGUGAACCACGACAUGUUCAUGCGCAACUCGCGGCUAUGGUCCAUGUGCAGCGCCAUGCCUCGCACCAAGUGCUACACCCCGGACACCCUGGGCCGCCUCUGCUCCCUCUUCCCCGUGCACGUCAUGAAGGUGGUAAGGGCGCGUCUGGAGCUCCUGGCGCCCCUGCUCUCCGACCCAAGAGUCCGCCUGGUGUGGUUGGUGCGUGACCCUCGCGCCGUCAUGAACUCCAGGACCUCUAGUGUUACCUGGUGUCAGACCCGCGCCUGUAGCGACCCGGGCUACUUGUGCUCCGACCUGACUGCUGACUUCAGCACAUAUUUAGUGUUGAAAGAGAUGCGGCCUGACCAGGUGAUGCUGCUCAGGUAUGAGGACUUGGCUCGCAACCCCUACGAGAAGAGCCGCGAGGUGCUGGCCUUCGCCGGGCUGACCUUCCACCGCAAAGUGAAGGAAUACUUGGACGACCAUCUCACUUCCGACGAGGACGAGCCGUGGAGCACCCGCCACGACCCCAGGACACGCGUGGCACGGUGGAUGAAGGUGAUGAGAUUUGAGGACGUUGUGAGGACUCAGUACCACUGCCACAACAUCAUGAAGAGCCUCGGCUACAGACUGUUCACAUCAAAGGCAGACAUGGACACAGGAAACGCCGUCGGUCUGUUGAACGUACUUUGACGGGCGUCUUUUCUCAGGCUGAAUUCAGGCGACAGUGACCACCGUCAACCAGCGUUCUCAUAUCAGCGUCUGUGUUUCCAGCGGGCAUGAUAGGCAGUGACGCCUGUGUAAAGGGAGCCUAAGAUGCCUUGCACGGUGUUAGGGGGAACAAAACAUGCGUGCAGUGUACGGCUUGGAUAGGUGAGGUACUCGCGUUGCACCGACACCAAGCCUCUCGAGCAGUGUCGCGAAGACUCCUAAUCUUAAGGACCACGUGUUCCGCACCUUAGAGUAGUUUUUGCACCGUACUGUUUAUAUGGCCAUGUGUCUGUGAUAUGAAGCCUCAUCAUGUUCUGUUCUGAACGGGCAUGUAUGAGAUAUACAUACUAUUAUAUUUUCAUGAGUGGGAGAAUGAGGAGGCAAGAGAAGUUUGUGAAAUAAAAUACUAGACAUUGUAAA